AUGCGCGACCUCAAGCUUACCAAGCAUAUGUUGCUAGCAGUCCCGCUAACGCUAUUGGCUGCUGCUGCUGCUACGACGACGGUCGCUGCCGCGCCAGCAUCAGCAUCCGCAUCAGCAACAUCGGCGGCAGGAUGGAGCUACUGGACCUCAACAUCAGCCGAGCCGCACUUGGUGGAAUGCGCUUCCGAGGUGGCCAAAGUGCAAGGCGUUGGCACUGUAUCUUAUCUGUAUCGAGCAUCUUCCGACGACGCUUGCGCGCAAAGCUCGGCUGAGGUGCACCAUGCACGUGAAGAGGUGGUCGUCUUUAAGCAGGAAGCUUUGCAGGAGGACGCGAUGCGAACCGCAUUGGCAAGCACUUGGAAGCAUCGUGCGCUGACAGCACUUGUCCCGGACGCGCACGACGCAGCUGCUGACGAGGCGUCCAAUCAGCUGGCAUUCCAUCUUGCUACCGCGUCGACAUCAGAAGCUAUCAGGUUGAUCAGCGUCGACGAGGACGCGCUCCUGCUCGCCGUGUCGCACAAACAGCUAGCAACAAUCGACAAGCACGCCACCUUCGAUACGCGCCUUGAACGUCUCAUCUUCCACCCUGUCUCUCGGCUAGCAGCUGAUGAAAUCCCAAAGCCCGAACCGUCAUUUGAAAACCCCAAGUACAACACGGUGAUAGCCAAGAUCGCCUCGUCCUCGGCAUUCCAUCCGGAACGCAUCAAGAAGGACGUGCGCAUCUUGACAGGAGAGGAUGUACAGCCCAAGCAGAUCGGAACAUGGCACAGUCGACACAGUUCCACCUACGGUGCGCGCUUGGCGGCCGAGUGGAUCAAGCAACAGCUGCAACAGUCUCUUGCUGCUUUGAACGGUAGUACGUGUGAGUUUUUCGAGUACUCGGCCUACUUUGCACCUAACGUAGUCUGUCGUAUCGCGGCCACGUCGGCGGUCAAGCCGAAAGGCGAGGUGGUUAUUUCUGCACACUACGAUUCGAGAGGAAGCUUUGGUUCGACCACAGCCCCCGGUGGCGACGAUGACGGCUCCGGCACCGCUGCUUUGCUCGCGAUUGCACGCUCCAUUGGCUCAUCCGCUCUCAGAUUCUCGUCGCCCAUCCAACUGAUCGCCUUCUCCGGAGAGGAACAGGGCCUCGUCGGCUCGCAACACUACGCCGCGUUCCUGCACACCGCCAAAGUACCCGUCAAGCUCGCCUUGCAGAUGGACAUGUUGGCCUAUCGAAAACCGGGAGAACCAAUGCAGAUCGCAUUCCCCGAUAAAUUCGUCACCAACACCGCCACGCAGCUCGUCUGGGCCAUCACGCAUCUCUACGCACCCGAAUUGCAACAGGGCUACACACCCGCCUGCUGCUCAGAUCACCAGAGCUUUUGGCAACAAAACUUCCCAGCUACCUGGGUCUUUGAGCGCCACGGUCCGAUCGCCGAUCCCAUGUACCACAAUUCAGCCGACGUCUCUGAUAGGCUCGGAUACGAUCUCGACCAGCUCAGCAGCAUCGCCAAGGUCGUCACCGCUACGCUCUUGCAUGUUGCCCACUUUGGCUUGUGA
Messenger RNA from Mycosarcoma maydis (corn smut), 1542 nucleotides. RefSeq lists its product as uncharacterized. The record is from RefSeq and is a predicted model, not a curated record. Lineage: Eukaryota; Fungi; Basidiomycota; Ustilaginomycetes; Ustilaginales. Gene Ontology annotation, biological process: proteolysis. Gene Ontology annotation, molecular function: metalloexopeptidase activity. Bases 1 to 1542 code for a protein of 513 amino acids. The transcript has a single exon.